Molecule: messenger RNA, 336 nt
Organism: Leptosia nina
Lineage: Eukaryota; Metazoa; Arthropoda; Insecta; Lepidoptera; Pieridae
Source: the annotation of a GenBank genome assembly
AUGUCGCAGUGGUCGGGUGAGCAUCGCGCGUUCGCUAUUGAAGCAUUUUUCAAGAGUAACGAUUCUUACGUACUCGCUCGCCGACAGUUUUGUUCACAUUUCAAUAUUCGACGGAUAGGCGAUGGACCGAGUGUGAAUUUAAUUCGUUCGUGGGUGGAGAGGUUCCGCGCAACUGCUUCGGCUAUGAACACACCACGGCCAGGACCUAGUCGAUCGUCAAGGACUCCCGAAAACAUUGAACUGGUUGAACGCAGUUUACGUGAAGAUGCACGACUUUCGAUACGGAAAAGGGCAGCUUCACUGGGACUUCCAAGAGCAAUUGUGCAUGAAAUUUAG